This is a messenger RNA of Pyrenophora tritici-repentis Pt-1C-BFP, 633 nucleotides long. Lineage: Eukaryota; Fungi; Ascomycota; Dothideomycetes; Pleosporales; Pleosporaceae. The record is from RefSeq and is a predicted model, not a curated record.
AUGAACUUCCUCCAUGCGACCACCCACGAUCACGUGCACACUGCCAAUCUAACAGUCCGCGCCGCACCCCCUCUAGCACCCUCCCACCAGCGCCGCGGUAUCGCCUACAACGACCCCUCCAUUCCGGCCCUCUUCGACAAGCGCGGCUCCCUCGCUACAUGGUGCUACAACUGGGAAUCGAGCACUGCCUCUUCGACCGCCUGGUUCCGCUUUGUGCCCAUGCUACAUACACUGCUGCCGGAACACACGGCCGUUUGGAAGGCGAAUGCGGAGGAGAAGGUACGGAGCAACUACCAGGAUCAUGGGGAGACGCCUACGUGGUUUCUGGGGUUCAAUGAGCCGGAUAACUGUGUGUACGACGCUGCCAACAACGCCGCCUACUUCAAACAGCACAUCGAAGAUACGCGUAAAAUCGCCGGUGGCCGCCCUAUCUGGGUCACUGAGUUCCAUGCCAGCGGGUCCGACGAUGAGGUCAAGGCUUUCCUGGAUGAUGUGAUGCCGUGGAUGGAUAACUCGAACGAUAUUCAUCGGUAUGCAUAUUUCAUGGCGCAGCCUGGAGAUGGACUUUUGGUUAGCCCGGAUGGAAAGGGGUUGAGUGCCAUUGGGCAGGAGUACAACUUCCAUGAUGGUUAG